This is a messenger RNA of Lolium rigidum, 1313 nucleotides long. Its product is annotated as probable E3 ubiquitin-protein ligase RNF144A-B. Gene Ontology annotation, cellular component: ubiquitin ligase complex; cytoplasm. NCBI's taxonomy places the organism in Eukaryota, Viridiplantae, Streptophyta, Magnoliopsida, Poales, Poaceae. Gene Ontology annotation, biological process: positive regulation of proteasomal ubiquitin-dependent protein catabolic process; protein polyubiquitination; ubiquitin-dependent protein catabolic process. The transcript is spliced from 3 exons. The coding region runs from base 1 to 1080 and encodes 359 amino acids. The record is from RefSeq and is a predicted model, not a curated record. Gene Ontology annotation, molecular function: zinc ion binding; ubiquitin protein ligase activity; ubiquitin conjugating enzyme binding.
AUGCCGUUCGCCGGGACAGUCACCUCCACCCUUCUCCUCCUCAUCUUGCUCUGGGCCGUGGGGCGGCCGGUCAAAGGCCUCAUUGUCGGCAACAACGUCACCGCGACGGACGCGGCGCUGAUGUGCUACCCGAACAGCGUCUUCGCCCAAGAAGUCGGGCUGGUCACCAACGGCGCGGUCUCAGCGCCGUCACCGCCCAUGCCGCCGGAGAGGCGCGCGCCACCGCCAAUGCCCGGGGACAGGUUCGCCUCUGCAACUGGUUCGUCGCCUGAAGAUAAAUUGGACUUGAGCUGGCGAGCAAAAGCUUGGUGCGUUUGGGUCCUCGCCGUGACGCUGGUGAUCACGGUGUUCAUUGUGAGACCAGAAACGUUCCUAGUCUCACCGCGCAUCGACCCCCUGUUCACCGAUGAUGAUGCGCCGAUGAAGGCCGACAUCGGCGAGCACUUAUACUGCGCCAUCUGCAUGGAAACGGUGCCCGGCACCCUCAAGUUCACCGUCGGGCCGUGCGGCCACGACUUCUGCUCCAGCUGCGUCGCCGAGUACAUCGCCGCGAAGCUAGCCGAGAACCUGGCUCGUGUGGAGUGUCCUGACCCUAGCUGUGGCGGUGUGGGCGCCGUCGAGCCGGACAGUUGCCGCGGCAUCAUCUCCUCGGACCUUCUCGACAAAUGGGGAUUGCUGCUGUGCGAGUCCGCGCUUGGUGCCAAGAAGGUGUACUGCCCGUACAAGGAAUGCUCGGCGCCCCUGCUCGCCGACGGCGAUGCUGGGGCGGCCGCAAUCGCGGAGGCCGAGUGCCCACACUGUCACCGGCUAUUCUGCGCCAGGUGCGCGGCCCCGUGGCACGCCGAGAUCGGGUGCAGGGAGUUCCAGCAGCUCGGGCAGGACGAGCGCGGCCGGGAGGACCUCUUGCUCAGGCAGCUUGCCGGCCGGAAGAUGUGGCAGCGGUGCCCAAAGUGCCAGAUGUAUGUGGAGAAAUCGGAGGGGUGCAAUUACAUCAAAUGCAGGUGUGGAUACAGUUUCUGCUACAGAUGUGCAUCCAAGGUGUCCGCGGAAACCCAUUACUGCAAAAAGUGCAAGCGCUAGGGAUUUGCUUGGUUAUGGACCGAGAGAGCUCUUACCAGUUACCACCAAGCCAACCAAGUGUUAGUGUACUUAUCUCUAGGGUAUUUUUCACCCCUGGUGGUUUGAGAAUGGAAGGAAAUUUGGUGAAUCCUCAAUUUCACCCAAACCUUCUCCAGAUUUUUUAAAUACACUUUCAUCCCAAUACUGGUGGAGAGUUUUUAUUGUAGUUAGAAAUGAGAGAAUUUGUGAGGGUG